Cuculus canorus (common cuckoo) is the source of this 3135-nucleotide messenger RNA. It is a transcript of the gene ATP1B3, whose product is annotated as ATPase Na+/K+ transporting subunit beta 3. Gene Ontology annotation, cellular component: sodium:potassium-exchanging ATPase complex. The record is from RefSeq and is a predicted model, not a curated record. Gene Ontology annotation, molecular function: ATPase activator activity. The transcript has 7 exons. Gene Ontology annotation, biological process: sodium ion export across plasma membrane; potassium ion import across plasma membrane; intracellular sodium ion homeostasis. Lineage: Eukaryota; Metazoa; Chordata; Aves; Cuculiformes; Cuculidae. The coding region runs from base 137 to 979 and encodes 280 amino acids.
GGGGCGGAUCGGAGCGGUCCGCGCGUGCCGGCGCCCCCGCCCGCUCUGCCGCCGGGCGUUACUUUAGCGGCCGGAGCGGGCGCGCGCGGCGGCGCUGUCUCUGCCCGCGGGGUUCCGCACGCAGCCGCUCCUCGCCAUGUCCAAGGAAGCCAAGAAGCCGAUCCGCCAGAGCAUGGCCGAGUGGCGCCAGUUCGUGUACAACCCCGACAGCGGCGAAUUCCUGGGGCGCACGGCGAAGAGCUGGGGUUUGAUCUUGCUAUUCUAUCUGGUAUUUUAUGGCUUCCUAGCAGCACUCUUCACAUUCACAAUGUGGGUUAUGCUUCAGACACUGAGCAGCGAUAUACCAAAAUAUCGUGACCGGAUUUCUAGUCCAGGACUUAUGAUCUCACCAAAGCCAGACACCGCACUGGAAUUUUACUUUAACAAGAGUGAUCCCCAGUCAUACGCAGAAUAUGUUUCUACACUUAGAAAAUUUCUUGAAGCAUAUGAUGAUUCAAAGCAAUCCCAAAACAUAAACUGCACACCGGGAAGGAUUUUCGAUCAGAAUGAUGUUGCUGUUAAAAAGGCGUGUCGAUUUAACCUCUCUGAGCUUGGGCAGUGCUCUGGAAAGGAGGAUAAGACCUUUGGCUAUUCUAAAGGAGCUCCCUGCGUGCUUGUGAAAGUGAACAGAAUAAUUGGAUUAAAGCCUGAAGGAGAACCACGUAUACAAUGUACAUCUAAGGAAGAAGGCACGGUUGAGAUGAGUUAUUUUCCUGCCGAUGGUUUCAUUGACUUAAUGUACUUUCCAUACUAUGGGAAAAACUUGCACGCUCACUAUUUACAGCCUCUAGUGGCUGUUCAACUAGCAAUUAACUCCAACAGUACCAAAGAAGAAAUAGCAAUUGAGUGUAAGAUCCUGGGCUCACCUAAUUUAAAAAAUGAAGAUGAUCGUGACAAGUUUCUGGGACGAAUUGCCUUCAAAGUUCAGAUGACUGAAUAGCAGGAAUACAAAAUUCUCCACAGAGUAAAACCUUGUGUUGUCUGUUUUGUUUCAGCUGGAUGUGCCGUUCUAGGAUAUGAGACCACCUUGGAGAAUGUUAAGGUGGUCUGUGGCGUUCAGGGUAGCAUAACAAUAUGCUUCCAAACCCCAAGUUUAAAAUCCCUCAAAAUAAAUCUGUCCUGCUUCUGCCUGCCCCAUUGGAACAGUGUACAGACUAUAGUUAUGUCAUAGGGACCUGUAAAUAGCUAUUUCAAACACAUAAUGAUGGUGACCUUUGUCCUGAUCUAAAAUGUGGUUUUAUCUCUCAAGUGAGUGUCUCAAGCUUAAUGUGCUGUGCUAUGUAAAUAUUGUAUUGAUUUAACACUGGUUUAACUGUCAUUUCUCAAUGCUGACACAGUUAUAGGGAUAAAUAAUAAAUGGUACCUGAUUGACAUAGUGAUUUUUUUUGUAAGAGUAAACACCUCCAGCGUAAAUUGUGUGUCUGCAGUGGGUGGAUUGGAUGGCUGGUUGCGUGGAGAUGCCUUAAAUUGUAGACUGGGUGGCGUGGGAGAAUUGAAAUGGAUUUUAAGAGUUGAUCUGGAUUUCUGAAAGUACGUGCUCAACUAGUACUUCCUUGUGCUUGUCACCGUGCAAGUAUUGUGUAUAUGUAAUACUUGGUAGAGAUCUUGGUAUUCUAGCUGAGGAAUUGAAUCUUUCUUCGUGUUAUUAAUUGCUUGCAAUAUGUGGAGCACAAAUAAAAUCUAUAUAAUAUUUUGAAACUUUUUAGUUCAGAAAUAUCAAUAUACAAGAAUUAGAAUUGUUUAGGGUCCUGGUAACAGUUAGACAACUGAGCUGCUUGAAAGAAACGGCAUCAGUAUUGUGGGAGUAGGCUUUCAUUUUCCAAUUAAAAAAAUUCCUGAAGAACCUCUGUUUAAAAAAAAAAAAUUACUGUUUCGAUUAAACAUUCCUGUUUAAUUUAUAUACUCUGUUUUGUUGCAUCAUUUUAACAUGCUUCACAUCUUUGUCUACUCUUUCAUCUUGGAUUUUCUGUGUAUUUCCUCAUCAUCCAUUUAGAAAAUCAGUGUUAUCAGCUGCUUUAUAGAAAUAUCAUAUUGACGUGGAGUCGAUUACUUGCAGUUUAACUUAAGCGUUUUCAUUAAUCCAGUUGCUAAAAUGACUACAAAUAGACUGGUUUGCUUGUGACAGCUCCUUGCAUUAAACCAAGAUCACCCAUUAUGCUGGGUUAUAGCUUCCACACUCUUGCUGACAUUGAUUUUAUAUUACUUUUCCCCAGGGUUUUUGUUUGUUUCUUUUGGUCUUUGUUUUUUGAGCACAUGGUUCACAUUCUCAUUUCUUCUCAAAGACUAGAGCAAAUCAGCAGUUGUGUAAAUACCCAUAUGUUCUGCUUGCUAUGCCUAAAUUGGCUCCUUAACAUGCUUUUAUGCCUAAUUCUCAAAGUGUUUUUUAGCAUUUUAUUUAAAUGCAUUAGAUGAAUGAUUACUAAUAUUUGAGGUCUAGUCUUAGUGCUCUGCUUUGAAAAUGUUUGAGGCCAGUCUUAAGACACAUUAAUGCAAAACUCUAACACCUAUGCAAGCUUAAACUGGUGCACAGUUGGAGGAAGCUGCUCUUAAUGGGACUUGACCAGUGUGUUGAACCUCAUUAAAAAUAGGUUUAUACUGAUCUGUUACCAUUCAGCAUGCUUUUUUGUUGUCUACAAAAGAAAAAGUGUUGUUCCUUACAAAUAUGCAAUGGGUACUUUUAUAAUAAUAGCAUGCAUCAAUACUGAUUAAGAAUGUUCUUUCAAAAUAUUCCUUUACUACUGUUUUAAAUCAUGCACUUUCAGAGCUGGGGUACCUGGGUUCUUCAAGAUAUGACUAAUUGCUUCUCUGUAUAUUAAUUCUGCUUGAAAAUAUUUUAAUAGUCCUGAGGGAAUUUAAAGUGUAGAUGUUGCAUCUGAAAAUGAAAAGGACUUGCUUAAUUUAAAAAUAAAAAAAAAAAAUUACCUUUGUGUUCACUUAGGAAUGGUAAGAAGUUCUGGAGAAACACUCAGUUCUCAAAUGAGCUGGUUUUUGCAACAAUUUCUCUUUCAAGUUAUCUAUAUAGAAAAAGCAUGAAAUAGCAACUCUUCACCAGCACUUUUCAGACAGGUAGAACUCAAUAAACACCUGUUCUCCUUA